This is a messenger RNA of Vicia villosa (hairy vetch), 425 nucleotides long. Its product is annotated as stress-induced protein KIN2-like. The coding region runs from base 71 to 265 and encodes 64 amino acids. NCBI's taxonomy places the organism in Eukaryota, Viridiplantae, Streptophyta, Magnoliopsida, Fabales, Fabaceae. The transcript has 3 exons. The record is from RefSeq and is a predicted model, not a curated record.
UCAAUCUUCACUUGAAUUAUUUCUUAUAAUCUUCAAUUCAUUCCGUUACUCACUUUCAUAUUCAAAGAAAAUGGAUUCCAACCAGGCAAGCUACAAUGCUGGACAAGCCAAGGGCCAAACUCAGGAGAAGGCUAGCAACAUGAUGGACAGAGCUAGCAAUACUGCUCAAUCUGCCAAGGAAUCAAUGCAAGAGACUGGUCAGCAAAUGCAGGCAAAGGCACAAGGAGCUGUUGAUGCUGUGAAGAAUGCAACGCACAACAAAUAAACUAAUUAUGUUAGAUGGAUCAUGAAUCUGUCAAUUUUUAAUUAGUUUUUUUUUAAAGAAAUGGUUAAAGAGCAUUUAAUAUUAUAUGAUAAAAAAUGCUCUCUCUUUUUGUUUUUUAUGUUUAGGAGUCUUUUUAAUAAGACACUUUUAGUCCUUUUAG